CCGAGCGCGCCCUGCGCCCGUUCGCGCGGUUUAUCAAAACUCUGAUAAUGUCGAACUGUGCGCGUUCAGUAAACGGCAACAAUAUUACUUAAAACCAGCCGCAUCGACGGCCGGCGCAAAGCACAGCCGACCUUCGUGCCGCGAGCACAUCCUGUGUGCAUUUAGCAAAAACAAACACAAAUACAAACAAUAAGUAAAGCAAAAAACUCAGUCCGGUUUAGUCCACCCGGCUCAACUAAAAAUAAAAAGUAAAAUCUUCGCGAGUAGGAAUAACUCGGUGGAAAUAAAUAUAUUUGUAAAAUUGUGAGAGUUCAAGUUUAACGUCUUUAGGAACUUAGUGGGUGCCCUGCACCCACACUUUCCAAGUCCAACUUGUAAGUAAAUUGAGUGUGAUAUGAUAGUGAUCGAAAGCGACAGUGGUGUGUUGAGAAAGUGACUCUACCGUGAGUGUAAUAAGGUUCCUCGGCUGCAUCACACUGGAGACCACUUUCAUUCGUAAAGAUGCAGGCAUCGUGGAUAUUGCUGGCAAUCUGGCUGGUACCCUUUGCUCAGUGCGACACGGGAACCAAAUUCGACCCAACACCUGAAAUUUACGAGCCAUCAUGGACGUACAAAUGCGUACCAGACGAGGGUUGCCAGCGGUCGGAGAUGCCUCAAAGACACCUAGUGGUGAACACGAGUAUGCACUUCGAGAGCCUGAGCGUCUGCCGUACGGUCUGCGGCCGCUUCGGGGGACUCUGGCCGCGGCCGGUCACUGCCGCCAUCAGCAUGCAAACUAUCCAGAUACAUCCCAACUUCCUCAGGUACGAUUUCAUCGACGUGCCACCCACUGCGCGCAAGCUGCUAGCAUCAAUGACGCACGUCAUCUCUCAGAACCUGCUGGCGGAGUGUCGAGGCAACGUGACAGAAGUCGUUGACACCACCGUGGUCGUCUACAUCAGCGUCAAGUCUGACAACAUCGCGCUCACCUGGGACACUGACGAGCAGUACAUGCUGGAUAUACAGUCUAAAGAGGGAAAGGUAGCAGUCCAUGUUUUUGCUGAGACCGUUUACGGAGCGAGACAUGCUCUUGAAUCAUUCUCUCAGUUGGUGGCAGCGGAUAUGCCCGACUACACCGAACACUACGUCUGUAGCCUCAGAAUCGUCGCAGGAGCAAAGAUCAGGGAUCGUCCAGCGUAUAAACACAGGGGCCUCCUUAUAGAUACUGCCAGAAACUUCAUUCCGAUUGAAGAUAUAAAGAGAACAAUUGAUGGCAUGGCAGCGACGAAGAUGAACGUAUUUCAUUGGCACGUGACGGAUUCCCAAAGUUUUCCUUUGGAGUCAACUCGGGUACCGCAAUUCACAAGAUACGGAGCGUAUUCAGCAAUGGAUAUCUACAGCGCAGAGGAAGUGCGCGAGUUGGUGGCGUACGCGCAGGCGCGGGCCAUCCGCGUCGUUGUCGAGAUCGACGCGCCUGCGCACGCCGGCAACGGCUGGCAGUGGGGCAAGGAGUACGGCCUAGGCGACCUGGCAGUAUGCGUCAACGCGAAGCCGUGGCGUCACUUCUGCAUCCAACCGCCGUGUGGCCAGCUGAAUCCAGCUAACCCAAACACGUACAAAGUUCUCCGAGAUCUAUACCAGGACAUUAUUGACUUCCAAACUCGCCCCAUUCUGUUCCAUAUGGGAGGUGAUGAGGUAUUCAUUAAUUGUUGGAACGCAACGCAAGAGAUCGUUACAUACAUGAAGGAUAAAGACAUAAAACUGGAUGCCGAGGGUUUCAUUGAGCUCUGGGCGGAGUUCCACAAUAAAGCAUUGAAGGUCUGGGACGAAGAGUUGGCGAAGGCUGGUGAAACGGGACUGCAGCCGAUCAUGCUAUGGUCUUCAGAACUCACGCAGCCGAAUAGGAUCGUAAGACACUUGGAUCCGAGCAGAUACGUGAUACAAGUAUGGGAGCCAGUGACUAGCCCCUUACUUCACGAGCUCCUCAGGAUUGGCUACCGUACCGUGUCUGUACCAAAGGACAUCUGGUACCUAGACCAUGGUUUCUGGGGUGCGACUACGUAUUCCAACUGGAGGAAGAUGUAUUCACACAUGUUGCCAGAUAGUAGUAAUAAUAUGUUGGGAGGAGAAGUGGCUUCUUGGAGCGAGUAUGUCGAUGCUCAGGGUUUAGACACGCGCGUGUGGCCGCGAGCCGCCGCGGUGGGCGAGCGACUGUGGUCGAACCCGUCGUCGGGCGCCAACGCCGCCGAGCCGCGCCUGCAGCGCCUGCGCGAGCGCUUGAUCAACCGCGGCCUGCGCCCCGACGCGCUCUCGCCCGGCUGGUGCGCGCACCACGACGCUAUGUGCAGGUAAAACAUAUAUUUAAGAACAAUUGACAAUCCGAUGUUAGUAACUAGUUAGCAGUUACAUACACCCUUAAAUAUAUUAUUAUGUUAGUAGAUAAGUGACAUAGAAUAGCCGAGUCCAUCUUCUCGGCAAUCAUCCUCAGGACUCUGCAAGUGCUCCCCCGCAGUCGCAGCAUAACCGAAGCUCUCUAUUUGCGCAUGAUUGUGUCGAAAUCCGCGACGUCCAUGAAUAUGUCCGACGCGCUGUUAAAACGUGGGAGCACCACCAGAAUCCUGAAGAUAUUCUUCUAGAGUACUCUCAGAGCAUUGUACGAAGCCAGCCCACAGUCCACUCGUGUGAAACCUGGACAAGACGCUUUGAAGAGCCUUGACUUUACGCCCAGUGUACAAUGAGCAAAUCUGUAGACAUGUUACCACGCACCAAUGACCUAACUUGUAUUUUUCUGGUUUUCCCUUCGCGGGUUGGGAGGUCAGGCAGGCAGUCGCUUCUGUAAAAAACCGGACCUGUCAAAUCUUCAGGUUAGGUAAUCGGACCUUGUGAAAAACGGGAUAAUGCUAGGAAGAUGAUCAUAUUAAUGUGAAAACCGUAUGUAAGGUUUCGUUCAGGGACACGCGGAGCGUCAAGCGUUUUUGAGUUAGUCACUAACAUACAGACAGACGCUGCGCGAGAUUUAGUUUAUAAUAUUUAGGUAUUACAGGGUGUUAGUGACAUCGUAACGAAAACUUUGAGGGGUGAUUCAGA
Messenger RNA from Pectinophora gossypiella (pink bollworm), 3066 nucleotides. RefSeq names its product chitooligosaccharidolytic beta-N-acetylglucosaminidase (gene Hexo2). Gene Ontology annotation, molecular function: beta-N-acetylhexosaminidase activity. Gene Ontology annotation, biological process: carbohydrate metabolic process; ganglioside catabolic process; glycosaminoglycan metabolic process. The record is from RefSeq and is a predicted model, not a curated record. Gene Ontology annotation, cellular component: membrane. The transcript has 11 exons. NCBI's taxonomy places the organism in Eukaryota, Metazoa, Arthropoda, Insecta, Lepidoptera, Gelechiidae. The coding region runs from base 502 to 2331 and encodes 609 amino acids.